UGGUUUAGAAAGUUAGUUCUUGUAAAACAAGAUUAGAACAAAUUUAAUAUUAAGUUUGUUAUAAAAAUUUAAAAUAUGUAAGUAUGUGAUACAGAUAGGGGAAUAUCUUGCUAUUCUUUCUUUAUAGCUGCAAUAGUCUAGCUAAUUAUAACUAUAUAUUUUUCAAUUCUUUGUGUAAAGGCAAUGUAGAUCUAUAGUUUAACUUCUUAUAAAUAUCCAUUGAUAUCUAAUAUACAUCUACUCAAGGUAAUUACUCUAUUGUCCAUUUUAGCAGUGGACGUGGCAGGGCUCUCUUUAGCUUUCGAAAGAUCCUAGAAUGAUUCUAUUGAUGUAAGCGAAUUACUAAAUAGUAUUAUCUCAAUUAUAAGCGAAUUUGUUUGUAUUAUUCUGCUCAGAAAAGAGUUUUUGAUAUUGAAAUUAACUUCUGGAUAUCUGAGAUCAUACAUCUCAAUAAGUUUCUUUAUCUACACAAUAGCUAUGAUGAUCAAUGCAUUUAACAGCAGGUAAACUUAAUUUGGAUUGUCUUCUGAUUAAAUAGUAUAUAUCGUAUGCUUAAUUCUGAAGUUUCUCUUGACAGCUGAAGUUUUUGUAUUUAAGUCUGACUUCAUCAAAAAUAAAAAUUGUGUUGAGUAAGAAGAAAAUGCUUACAAUUUUACCUAAAAUGAAUUAAAUUAAAACAGUGAUGAUCUCUAUUUUAACUUGUAAGUUUAACACAUGGAGAUUGAUUCAGGGAAAGAUGGAAAUAAAUAAUCGAAUGGUGAUUUUUAAAUAAUAUAUUAAGAAGAAAUUGACAAUACUAGCUCUUAAAUUUUCCACUCUAAGAAUCAUCAAAGCAUAUAAAAUUUCAAUUAGCAAAAUUAAUAUUUAAGCCCUCAACAAAAUCUUAAAGGAGAAAAUAAUAUGAAUAAUAGAUAAAUUUGUUAAUUUAGAUCAACAGGGAAAAAAAAUUAUUACUAAGAUGAUUUGCUGUGUCCUACUCACUUGAACUUUAAAAAUAAUAUUGAUAAUUCAGAUAUGAAAACAUCUUAAUAACUCUCUGAUUAGAAUCCUCCUCAUGCAAAGUGUAGCAAAUUGAGUGUACCUUUAAGCAUAAAUAAUAAAUCUUAGGUAUCUAAAAAUGAAUUUGAUGGGAAGGGUAAGAGAAAUUCCUAAACUAGUAAUAGUACAGAGUUUAUACAAAUUAGUCAUUUAUUUAUAAAAGAAAUUUAUAAUUCAAAUGGAGUAAUUAUGAUUAAAAUUUUAAUAACUUAUAUAAAUGGUCAGUAAGAAGAGUUACACAAAACUUUGCAAGAAUUCUAACAAAUAGUGACAUUUAUUAGAAAUUUUUUCAAGCAGCAAGAUCCCGAUUUAAUUGAAGUAGAAUAAAUGAAUUCAAAUUAGAAGAUAAAUAAUUAUUAAGAAUAAGAAACACUGAUGAGAAAAUUAGAAAAAAUUAUGAAUCUUAUAAUUAUUAAUAAUUUUCAUACAAAUUCCAACAUAAGCAGCUUUUUUAAGAUAAGAGAUUAUAAUCGCUCAUCUUCUUUUAAUGCUAAUUGCCAAGAAGAACAAGUAUUUAGCUCUUUUAGCAAUUACUGCUACUCAGAAUAGGAAAAUAAAUUAGAUAAUUAAGCAAUAAGGGACUAAAAAAGCUGUUAAGAAAACUAGAGAUCUGCAAAUCAACUUACUUUUGAAAAUAGAUUGACAGGAGGUAGUAAAAUGACAAAUAAUUAGGAAAAAUAAAAUUACUUUAGUGAUUAUAAUCAAAGUCAUGAUGAAUAUAAUGAUAGAUUGAGUUAAUAAGUUUCUAUUAGUAUUGGAUCUGUAGCAAGUUCAAUCAAUGAUGACUCUUAAGAAUUGAAAGUAAACCAAGAAACUAAUGAUAAAGAUUUAAUAAUAAAAGUAAAAUAAAUAACAACUCAAUUUAUUCAAAAAGAAGAUUAUACAAAAUACAUAAUUAAAUUGCAAUAUUUUACGAACAAACAAGUUAAAGAUCUUACAAUGGAAACAAGAUAUAAGGAUAUACUUACAAUACACAAUACAGUAUUUUAUAUAUAAUAAAGUCCUUAUUUAAAUAUUAACGAAUUAAAAAAUCAUAUUAGAUCAAAGAGUAACUGCCUAAAAUUGAGAUUCCUGAUUUACCAUUUAAGGAAAGAAAAUUAGAUAUUUUCAAGAGUAAAACAGAUUCAGACAUUAUUGAUUUCAGGAAAAAGACUCUUCCAUCAUAUUUUGAAACUAUUUUAAAUAAUAAAUAAAUUAGGUAAUUAGAUUUUAUCAAAAAGACAUUUUUUUUCUGAGAAUUAUCAAUUUAACAAAUUUAAUAAAUACGCAUAAACUAAUGUAAAUAAAUAUAUAUAUACUAAAUAUAUAAUUUGUAUAAAAUAAAUCUAAUUACAAUUUAAUUUAUCAAUUUCAAAAUAAAUUUAUGUAAAUUUUAAAUAAAUAUGAAUAAAUUUUUAAGUUAAAAAUAUUCCUUAAAUUAAUAAAUAAAAUAAAAUUAGUGGAAUAAUAAGAUAAAAAAUAAAUCAAAUAAAAGCUAUCAAAUAAAUUCAAAGAUUUUUUUUAUUUUAUAUUCAUUUUUAUAGUUUAAAAUAUCACAAUCCAAAACAAAUA
This is a messenger RNA of Tetrahymena thermophila SB210, 2589 nucleotides long. RefSeq names its product transmembrane protein, putative. Lineage: Eukaryota; Ciliophora; Oligohymenophorea; Hymenostomatida; Tetrahymenidae. The transcript is spliced from 3 exons. The record is from RefSeq and is a predicted model, not a curated record.